AUGCACCACCACGGCAUCGUCUACGACAUCGGCCUCAACUUCACCAAUACCCCCGAAAAGACCCUGUCCAUCCCGACCUUCAACCCCACCCAAAUCACCGAGGACAUGCACACCAUCGCCCAAACCCUGCACGCCACCGCCGUGCGCCUCGAAGGCGAACCCCUCGACCGCCUCGCCACCGCCGCCCGCCUCGCCCACGCCGCAGGCCUGACCGUCUACUUCAACCCGUGGAAGAUGCACGCCGACAUCGCCGAGACCGGCCGGUACCUGGCGCGCGCCGCGGACGUGGCCGAGCGGCUGCGCGUGCAUGACGGGCUGAGCGACCUGGUGUUCGUGGCCGGGUGCGAGUACAGUCUCUUCAGUCGCGGGGUGUUUCCGGGGGAGACGUUCGAGGAGCGGGUGGCGUGGUAUGCGGCGCAGGUGGGUGCGACCACGGUUCCACAAGCAAUCCCACCCCGCGUGCUCGCCACAUCCCCGCUGCUGAACGCGGCGCUCCGCGCCUUCGUGACAGAGAUCCGCGCCCAUUUCCACGGACCCGUCACGUACGCCGCCGGCACCUGGGAGGCCGUGGACUGGGACCUGUUUGAUCUCGUCGGGGUGGAUUACUACCGUCGGGGCGAGUCGGCCCAGGCAUACCGCGCGGGGCUCGAGCGGCACCGCGUGGUGGAUCCACAAGGCACCAGCCAGAAGCAUAAGCCCCUCGUGGUGAUGGAGGUCGGAUGCUGUGCGUACGAAGGCGCGGCCGCCCGCGGCGAUGGCGGCUUCGCCUUGCUCAAAGGCCGGAAUCCCGAUGGGAGUGGGGUGUUUGAAGGGGACAUCGUGCCGACGCGGAGCGAGCGCGAGCAGGCCGAUUACCUGGAGACGCAGUUGGGGCUGUUGGCGAGGCCCGAGGCGCAGGUGAAUGCCGUCUUCGUGUAUGUGUUUGCGUUUCCCUGUAUGCCCGCCGGGGUCGGGGCGAGGGAUUUCGACAUGAUGUGUUUCUCGUUGGUGAAGUACUUCCCGGAGGAGGAGGAGAAGGGUGAUCGGGAAGCGAAUGAGAUUGGAAAGCCUCGAUGGGCGCCGAAGGAGGCCUUUUACCGUGUUGCUGAAUGCUUCCGGGCGAUGCGGGAGAAGUCGCAGCUAGUAGGGUAA
Molecule: messenger RNA, 1131 nt
Organism: Aspergillus japonicus CBS 114.51
Lineage: Eukaryota; Fungi; Ascomycota; Eurotiomycetes; Eurotiales; Aspergillaceae
Exons: 2
Coding region: 1-1131 (376 amino acids)
Source: RefSeq, a predicted model, not a curated record